Molecule: messenger RNA, 732 nt
Organism: Coniosporium apollinis CBS 100218
Lineage: Eukaryota; Fungi; Ascomycota; Dothideomycetes
Exons: 2
Coding region: 1-732 (243 amino acids)
Biological process (GO): protein transport to vacuole involved in ubiquitin-dependent protein catabolic process via the multivesicular body sorting pathway
Cellular component (GO): ESCRT I complex
Molecular function (GO): protein-containing complex binding
Source: RefSeq, a predicted model, not a curated record
AUGACUUCCGCAUACGCACCAGCCCCCUACGGCUGGGCCGUUCCAACGUCCCGUCUCUCAGCCAAUAUCAACCUCGAUGAAGAAGUCACGUUUUCCUCACUCGAAGCCGAGACGGAGAUGCACGAGACAUUGGCCGACAUCUACGGCAUCCUUGUGACACUGGAUAAGAUAGAACGGGCGUUUCUCAAAGACUCGAUAUCUGAGUCUGCCUAUGCGGACACCUGCAGCCGGUUGAUGAAGCAGUAUAAGGCGUACCUUUCGGACGAGGCGACUAAAAGGGCCUUUGGAGAUUUGGAGAGCUUCAAGAGGGACUUUGAUGUCAAUGUUCCCCUCGCCACGGCGCGGUUGCGUAUCGGCAUACCGGCGACCGUUCAAGGCUCACGGCAGCAGGCGUCAGGCCAGGCGACUGGCAAGGCCGCACCUGAACUGGUCAUGUCCGCAACAGAAAACUUCAUUACCUUGCUCGACGCGAUCAAGAUCGGUUUACUGGAGAAAGACACGUUACAUCCGCUCCUCGUCGAGGUUAUUCAAGCAGUAAAUCAGGUCACCGACGUGGAUUUUGAGGGUAAAGGGAAGAUUGUGCAAUGGCUCAUCGUGCUGAACCAGAUGGGUGUGGCGGACAAGCUGGAUGAGAACAGGGCGCGGGAACUGCGGUUUGAUAUAGAGCAGGUUUACAGAGCAUUCAAGGGGCUGCUUGCACGGGAGGCGGGUCAGGAGACUAGUAAAGAUUAG